AAGGCGCGUGUCUCACUGGCAACUGUGCAUGGAGUCUAGUAUAUAUGUGGGCUCCAGCAGGAUAUUUUAGUCUCUCGUGUGUGUGUAAGCCUUCCAGCGUGUGCCAGCGCGGUACUCUGUACUUGCUUUCCUUGUAGUGAAGCCAUGAAGAAAGACGACCAGCUGGAGUGGUGGAAAUGGCCUGGCGUCCUUUUGGUGUCCUUGUUGCUUCCCUUCGCUGCUGCUCAACAGAGCGGGACGGAACAUGUUGGCCUGGUGCGUCUCUCCGGGGGGCAAGGACCUCACGAGGGCAAUGUACAGGUCGAGGUGAAUGGUGAAUGGGGCUACGUUUGUGACGAUGGCUUCGGCUUCGAUGAAGCUGACAUAGUGUGUAAGGAGCUCGGCUACGACGUGGCGGAGACGUUCACUCGAAACAACCACUUCGGUGAUAAUUCUGCAGCAUGGCGUCGAAGCUCAGUCAAGUUUUGGUUGAGUGACGUCGACUGUUCUUUGGCCACCAGCCUCAAUGCCUGCACCUCUGCUCGUCUAGGACAGCACCAGUGUGCCCCCACUGAGAUCGCAGGCGUGUCGUGUCGAAGGGCGGAGGCGCAUUGCGAGACAAGCCUGUUCCCUUGCAGCACAGGAGGAGUGUGUUUGCCUCGCGAGUCAGUAUGUGACAACGUUACUGACUGUGAAGAUGGAAGUGACGAGGCUGAGACACUCUGCGAGGAUGUGGGUGCCACCAGGUUAACGUCAAACCUCGCCAAUGCCAAUAUCCCUGGCGCUGCCCUGGGACUGGUGUACAUCAAGAAUAAAGGCGUGUGGGGCACUGUGUGCGACACGGAUUUUGACAACGCUGAUGCCAAGGUUAUUUGCCGAAGUCUUGGGUACGAGGGUGGAUGGAGCUUGGCGUUCAGCAGGGGUUACUUCGGGGUGGGCAGCUUGGAAACCCCGAUAUGGGUUGGUUCACCUGGCUGUCUGGGCGAUGAAGAGUGGAUUGGCCAGUGUGCUCUUGAAAGAUCAGAUGAAGUCUCCUGUGUCCAUAUUGAGGAUGCCAGUGUAUUCUGCUAUGAUGGGGAGGCGGAGGUGCGACUGGCGGGUGAUGGAGAGCAAGGGACUGGAGUCGUAGAGAUGCGUCUUGGAGGUGAAUGGGGAGCUGUGUGCGACUCUCGCUUUGAUGACUUCGAUGCUCAGGUGGUGUGCAAGAUGCUGGGUUACAAUGGGGACGACAGUCGGGCGUACAAACAGGCUGGAGGUGCCGCACGUACUGUGUGGCAGAUGCAUCUUGACUGUCUCGGCCAUGAGACACACGUGCAACAAUGCCGCUUAAGGUUCAACAACGAAACCUGUAGCAGCACUGCCGGAGUCGUAUGCUCCUCCACAUCAGGAGCCCUGAAUUCUGGCUUGCAGUCGCUGCUGCCGAAACAGUGUGGAGAUGCAGAGGAUGCCUCCCAAUUCUUCCUCACUCGUCUGGCGAGAGUUCGCUUCGGCGAAACUCCCACGCGUUUUGACCACCCGUGGUUAGUGUCUCUUCGUCGGCAGCGACUUGGUUCUGGCGUAGAGGGAGUAUUGCAGUGUGGCGGCACCAUCAUUUCAGAGUACUACAUAGUGACAGCAACGCACUGCCUCUCACGGCUAGGCUCCCUUAACCUAGUGGUGCGCGUUGGGGACUACAUGGCAAACCUCCGCGAGCAGAGCGAAGAGGAGUAUUUGAUUGACAAGAUUUGGAAGCACGAGGAAUUCUCACUAUAUUCUUUCAAUGACAACGACGUUGCUCUCUUGAAAGUGCGACCAAAGAAUGGCCGUGGAAUAAGGUUUAGCUCAAAAGUCAUGCCCCUGUGUCUGCCGCGCGUUGGUGAAACAUACGAGGACCUUCAGGAUUGUUCCAUCGUCGGCUGGGGACCCACCUCAUUUGGAGGGGCGGAUUCAAAUCAGCCAAAUGUUGGUAAAGUCAUCAUCAGACCAGACCGUGACUGUGAGGAGGCCUAUGUCAAAGGCACCAAUAAUUUUACGUCGUCCUUCGUAUGUGCCGGAAAUCUCUUGGGUAGUGUCAACUCCUGCAUUGGUGACUCUGGCGGCCCCUUAUCCUGCAGGCGACCAGGGGAGACCAAGAAGUCGCUCUACGGCAUCGUCUCCUUCGGCAGCAGCUGCAAAGCGUUUUUGGCUCCAGACAGCCUCACUCGCGUCACGAAGUAUUUAAGAUGGAUUUAUGAGAAGAUGUCGCAAAGCAGUUGAUUUUGAAUGUGAGUAUCCAUAAUAUGGAGCCCACCAUAUCUUCCCCUGAUUCUUUUAUACAAUAAUAAAAAAAAAUGUAUUAUUUUUAUUGAAUUUUAUCGAUGGAGUCAUACUGUCUGCAAAUGAAUCAUAAAUGAGAGGAUCAUGAAAGAGGUAGUAGCUGUCCUCUAUCCACGUUCUUGAUUUUGUAAAUUCAUCCUAAUCUGGUAAUUUCGGACAUUAAAAUCACUUAUCACCAUAAACUGUAGAAAUCAUUUGACAGAGGAAAUGGCUAAUGUCACUUUCAAUUAACCUGUUGUAAUAGUUAUCUUGUACCUGUUCUGUAGUUAAUAAAUUGGUACCUGAAGAAACUUA
Portunus trituberculatus (swimming crab) is the source of this 2568-nucleotide messenger RNA. Its product is annotated as neurotrypsin-like. The record is from RefSeq and is a predicted model, not a curated record. Gene Ontology annotation, molecular function: protein binding; serine-type endopeptidase activity. Gene Ontology annotation, biological process: proteolysis. Gene Ontology annotation, cellular component: membrane. Lineage: Eukaryota; Metazoa; Arthropoda; Malacostraca; Decapoda; Portunidae. The transcript is spliced from 15 exons. Bases 145 to 2214 code for a protein of 689 amino acids.